AUGGUAGCGCUUGCUCAAUUCGCGUUAGCUGAUUGGGUUGAAAAUCAGAGUGCUCAUGCCUCUCAUGUCCUCGCAGGGAGUGCCACCCCAGCAUUAACAAUCAAUGAUCUCAUAUCACUCUCGAGCGAUGCCGAUGCAACCAAAAACGCCUUGAGCUUUGAGAAAGUGCAAUUAAGCUUAGGGGAUGUGACAGGAAGCCAAGCGCUUCGUAGCUCUAUUGCAGGGCUCUACAGUGGUGAAGGACACAAGAUUGCGCCCGAGAAUGUCAUCACCGCCACUGGCACGACUGGUGCCAACUUAAUCGUGCUGUACAGUCUCCUACGACCUGAUGAUCAUGUCAUAUGUGCAUAUCCUAUUUACAACCAACUCCUCAACCUCCCCCAGGCCCAGGGUUGUGAAGUCUCGCUUUGGAGACUGAAGCAAGAUAACGACUGGUCGCUUGAUCUUAAAGAACUGGAAAGCCUAAUCAGGCCCAACACGAAGCUCCUCAUCGUCAACAAUCCCAACAAUCCCACAGCAUCGCAUCUCGACAAGUCGAAACAACUGGCAAUCCUGGAUAUCGCCGAACGCCACAACCUCAUUGUGGUCGUGGAUGAGAUAUUCAGGCCACUAUUCCAUGAUAAAGCAAGCCUCCAAAGCCCGCCACCAUCCUUCGUUAAGCACAAUUAUGGAAAAGUGGUCGUUACUGGAUCCAUGAGCAAAGCAUGGGGAUUGACUGGGACAAGACUUGGAUGGAUUGUUUCUCGGGACCAAUCUCUCCUAGACAAUUUCAUCAACACGAAAUUCUACACGUCGGAGUCCACCAGCACCAUCGACGAGCUAAUUGUCACAGAAGCGCUGAGCGAUCGAUGUCGACCCACAAUCCUUAAACGGCAUCUCAGUUAUGCGCAGGCGAAUCUGUCCUCACUGGAUAAAUUCAUGGCUAAGAACAAAGAUCUGUGUAAAUGGACGAGACCGACAGCAGCGGCUACUGCGUUCAUCCAAUUUCUUUCCGGCAGUGGUGAGCCGGUGGACGAUGUUGAGUUCUGUCGGUCUCUCUUGCAAGCAACAGGUGUUCUCCUGAGCCCUGGAAGCCUCUUCACAGAUCCCAGUAAGCAAGACCGGGGUUUCAGAGGGUUUGUGCGAGUCCACUUCACUGUCCCCCCAGCAAACAUGACGAAAAGUCUAGAAUUGAUCGACGAUUUUCUUCAGCAAUCCCGCCGUUCUUGA
Messenger RNA from Exophiala aquamarina CBS 119918, 1209 nucleotides. RefSeq lists its product as uncharacterized. The coding region runs from base 1 to 1209 and encodes 402 amino acids. Gene Ontology annotation, molecular function: catalytic activity; pyridoxal phosphate binding. The transcript is spliced from 2 exons. Lineage: Eukaryota; Fungi; Ascomycota; Eurotiomycetes; Chaetothyriales; Herpotrichiellaceae. The record is from RefSeq and is a predicted model, not a curated record. Gene Ontology annotation, biological process: biosynthetic process.